Messenger RNA from Quercus lobata, 1957 nucleotides. Its product is annotated as thiosulfate/3-mercaptopyruvate sulfurtransferase 1, mitochondrial-like. Gene Ontology annotation, molecular function: thiosulfate-cyanide sulfurtransferase activity. The record is from RefSeq and is a predicted model, not a curated record. The transcript is spliced from 12 exons. Gene Ontology annotation, cellular component: mitochondrion. The coding region runs from base 196 to 1329 and encodes 377 amino acids. Lineage: Eukaryota; Viridiplantae; Streptophyta; Magnoliopsida; Fagales; Fagaceae.
AAACAGUCCCCUGAAUGUAAGGUAUAAAAAAACAAUUUAAUAUUUAUCAUUAGGAGACAACAUCAGUCUUGCAAACUACAGCUACUGUAGAUACGUCCCACACCAGUUUCAUUCACAUCACACAAAAGCUCUCACUGAAAACUGACUCCAAAAGUGUCCAAAAGCCACUCUUUCACUCUUAUGGUCUCUGAGUAGAUGGCUUCGACCGUUCUAACAAGGUCUCUCUUGACUCACCGUUUUAUUCACUCUUCCUUCUCUCUCAGUACUCACAAGCCCAGACUUUUGUCUUCCCUAUUCAAUAAGAGACAGUUUCACUUUCAAUCAAGUCCCUCUUAUACAGCAUAUAAAGCAUCUUCUCGGGUUCCUUGUGUUAUGGUGUCCUCAGUGGUUGGAAGAAGAGCUAAUUUUUCAACACAAACUUUAUCUACAAAUGAGCCUGUUGUUUCUGUUGAUUGGCUCCAUGCUAACCUAAAGGAACCUGAUCUCAAGGUGUUGGAUGCAUCCUGGUACAUGCCAGAUGAGCAGAGGAAUCCAAUUCAAGAGUAUCAGGUUGCUCACAUCCCUGGUGCCUUGUUUUUUGAUGUAGAUGGAAUAUCUGACCGAACUUCAAAUUUGCCGCACAUGUUGCCGUCAGAGGAUGCUUUUGCUGCUGCUGCUUCUGCUCUUGGAAUAGAUAACAAAGAUGGGUUGGUUGUUUAUGAUGGGAAGGGGAUUUUUAGUGCAGCUCGUGUCUGGUGGAUGUUUCGAGUAUUUGGGCAUGACAGAGUUUGGGUAUUAGAUGGAGGCCUGCCAAGAUGGCGUGCAUCUGGAUAUGAUGUUGAAUCUAGUGCUUCUGGUGAUGCUAUUUUGAAAGCUAGUGCUGCCAGUGAGGCGAUUGAGAAAGUAUAUCAGGGACAGGUGGUUGGGCCAAUCACAUUUCAGACCAAAUUUCAGCCACAUCUUGUCUGGACCCUUGAUCAGGUUAAAAAGAACAUUGAGGACAGGACUCAUCAACAAAUAGAUGCCCGAUCAAAGGCCAGGUUCGAUGGAACUGCAGCAGAGCCUCGAAAGGGUAUUAAAAGUGGUCAUGUACCUGGCAGCAAGUGCAUUCCUUUUCCUCAGGUGUUGGAUGCUUCACAGUCACUUUUGCCUGCAGAUGAACUAAAGAAACGAUUUGAAGAAGAAGGCAUAUCUUUGGAAAAGCCUGUUGUAACUUCGUGUGGCACUGGUGUAACUGCAUGUGUCCUUGCAUUGGGUCUCCACCGACUUGGGAAGUCCGAUGUUGUAGUCUAUGAUGGAUCUUGGACUGAAUGGGGAGCACAUCCUGACACACCUGUUGAGACUUCAUAAAUGUUUGUGCAUCAUUAUUGGAAGCGUUCCGGCAACAUGUGCAGCAUGAGGUUUGUCAGUCAGACGAAAGAGGUUGUAUCUAAAACGGUUAAAUAUCACCAAGCCUUAUAAUUCUAAUAAAUAUUGAAUUACAGUUUGUGUUUGUUAUUAAACUCUCAUUACGCAAACAAAGCAGGUGGAAGAGCAUCAGGGAUACGGGAUAGUGGGUUGGGAUCUAAGGUUUCACAUUUUGUUGAUGAUGAAAAAUAAAUAAUUAGCAGCAUGAUUCUUCUCUAAGUUCUCUUUAUCUUAUCUAGUUGCUAUUGUAAAGAUGAAUUCACACGUGCCAUAUAAACAGCUCCCCCUUUGAAAAAAAAAAAAAAAAAAAAGAGAGAAAGGAAAAAGUCUUACUGCCCUUGGUAGUGAGACAUUGCUAUGAUAUGACAUGGCAGCAUUGACUACAUGUGAUUUGUCUCCCUCACACAUGAUAUUAUCCUCCUAGUGUUUGAUGGAUUUUGAUGAAAGUCAAUUAUAUGUUUCACUAGAGUUGAUAAAUUGAUUUCCUUUAAUGAGCUUCUGCCAAAUUGCUUUGUAUAUGUAAUGUUGACAAGGCAUACAUAAUGUUUUGAAAGUCACAUUCUCUCUCUUA